GCCCCGAAGCAGCCCAUCCAGAGACCCUCAAAUUCUGAUCUUGAAGUUGGAGGCUCCUGGGGAAGUUCGUUUCUAACCUUUUAGAAGAAUUAGAGGAUUUGCGGCUGCCUGACCCCAGCCUAGAGUGUGUAGUGCCGAGGCUCGGGCAGCAUGACGACGGAGACCUUCGUGAAGGAUAUCAAGCCCGGGCUCAAGAAUCUGAACCUCAUCUUCAUUGUGCUGGAGACAGGCCGAGUGACCAAGACAAAAGACGGGCACGAGGUUCGGACCUGCAAAGUGGCAGACAAAACAGGCAGCAUCAAUAUCUCUGUCUGGGACGACGUGGGCAACCUGAUCCAGCCUGGAGACAUUAUUCGGCUCACCAAAGGGUACGCUUCAGUGUUCAAAGGUUGUCUGACACUAUACACUGGACGUGGGGGUGAUCUUCAGAAGAUUGGAGAAUUCUGUAUGGUUUAUUCUGAGGUUCCUAACUUCAGUGAGCCAAACCCAGAGUACAGCGCCCAGCAGGCACCCACCAAGACGUUGCAGAACGACAGCAGCCCUACGGCUCCCCAGCCUACCACCGGAACCCCUGCCGUUUCUCCAGCCUCUGAGAACCAGAACGGGAAUGGACUGAGUGCCCCACCAGGCCCUGGUGGUGGCCCGCACCCCCCUCACGCACCCUCGCAUCCCCCCAGCACCCGAAUUACCCGAAGCCAGCCCAACCACACACCUGCCGGCCCUCCGGGCCCGUCCAGCAACCCUGUCAGUAACGGCAAGGAAACCCGGAGGAACAGCAAGAGAUAGCAAGACGUCCUUCCUCCCUUCCCGCCACCCACCAUAGCCCCAGCAUCUCCUAGAGCACACAGCCUUCUACUAGGCUGUUGGCUUUUGGGGGGGUGGGGGUGGGUAGGUAGUAGUAUUUUAGCCACUAAAUUUCACUGGAGGGGUGGUGAGCAGUGGCCUUAUCCACCCUAAGCCCAUACUCCCUGCCUUGCCCAGCUGAAGCUGCCUAUCCCCUGGGAUUCAAGGCCUUCUGCCCACCCUCCUUCCUCUUAGAAACAACAGUCACAGUCUGUUUCUAGUGUGUGUGAUGUGGAAGUUGAAUUGAAUCUCUCCUUCCUAAUAAACGUUAACGCUCUGU
Odobenus rosmarus divergens (Pacific walrus) is the source of this 1123-nucleotide messenger RNA. It is a transcript of the gene NABP2, whose product is annotated as nucleic acid binding protein 2. Gene Ontology annotation, cellular component: SOSS complex. The transcript is spliced from 7 exons. The coding region runs from base 151 to 786 and encodes 211 amino acids. Gene Ontology annotation, biological process: response to ionizing radiation; mitotic cell cycle checkpoint signaling; double-strand break repair via homologous recombination. Lineage: Eukaryota; Metazoa; Chordata; Mammalia; Carnivora; Odobenidae. The record is from RefSeq and is a predicted model, not a curated record. Gene Ontology annotation, molecular function: DNA binding.